Salmo salar (Atlantic salmon) is the source of this 2476-nucleotide messenger RNA. Its product is annotated as calreticulin. Gene Ontology annotation, biological process: protein folding; ERAD pathway. Gene Ontology annotation, molecular function: calcium ion binding. Lineage: Eukaryota; Metazoa; Chordata; Actinopteri; Salmoniformes; Salmonidae. Gene Ontology annotation, cellular component: endoplasmic reticulum membrane; endoplasmic reticulum. The record is from RefSeq and is a predicted model, not a curated record.
UGCAUUCGUGCCAACUCCGCUCUCUCACCCGGGCCGCGGUGCGAGAGAUAAAGACCACCGACUCAUUCGGCUACUGAGGGGCGUGUGUGAAGCAAACGCGUGGUCAGCUGGCUUUUUUCUAUUAAUUCGAUUGGUUAAAGGUUGUUACGCUUCCUCCUGGAGCUGCUAUCCAAUGAAAACCAGACAUCUGUUCGGAAACGAGAGGAGACCAUCAGCAGCAUUUGGGGCUUGCAAGGGUGUUUUUUUUUUUAGCAAGCUGAAAUGACAACCCUGUCGAUGCUUUUGAUGGCCGUAUCGGUGGCAUCAAUAUUUGCUGAGUCCUCCAUUUAUUUCCGAGAACAAUUUGAAGAUGGGGAUGCCUGGAAAAGCCGAUGGUUGGAAUCUAAACACAAGUCAGACUAUGGGAAUUUUGUUCUCACUGCUGGGAAAUUCUAUGGAGAUGUUGAGAAAGACAAAGGACUUCAAACCAGCCAAGAUGCUCGCUUUUACUCUGCAUCCUCCCGCUUUGAGUCCAUCAGCAACAAAGACCAGCCUCUGGUAAUCCAGUUUACUGUGAAACAUGAACAGAACAUUGACUGUGGUGGAGGCUACAUCAAGCUUUUCCCAGCUGAUCUCAACCAGGAGGAAAUGCAUGGAGAAUCCACAUACAACAUCAUGUUUGGUCCAGACAUCUGUGGUCCAGGUACUAAGAAAGUUCAUGUGAUCUUCAACUACAGAGGCAAUAAUCACUUGAUCAACAAAGACAUAAGAUGCAAGGAUGAUGAAUAUACCCACCUGUACACACUAGUAGUCAAUCCGGAUAACACCUAUGAGGUGAAGAUCGACAACAAGAAAGUGGAGUCUGGAAGCCUAGAGGAGGACUGGGACUUCCUUCCCCCCAAGAAGAUAAAGGACCCUGAUGCUGAGAAGCCAGAUGACUGGGAUGAGAAAGAGCACAUUGAUGAUCCUGAAGACAAGAAACCAGAGGACUGGGAUGUGGCUGAGACCAUCCCUGACCCUGAUGCCAAGAAGCCUGAUGACUGGGACGAUGAGAUGGAUGGUGAAUGGGAGCCUCCCAUGGUCACGAACCCUGACUAUAAGGGGGAGUGGAAGCCCAAACAGAUUGACAAUCCUGCCUACAAGGGGAAAUGGGUGCACCCUGAAAUUGACAACCCUGACUAUACUGCUGACCCUGAAAUCUACCAAUAUGCCAGCAUGGGGGUGAUUGGAUUAGAUUUGUGGCAGGUGAAGUCAGGGACUAUUUUUGACAAUUUUCUCAUCACCAAUGACCCAAAGCUUGCAGAACAAGUGGGGAACGAGACAUGGGGUGCAACAAAGGACCCUGAAAAGAAGAUGAAGGACAGUCAGGAAGAGGAGGAGAGAAAGAAACGGGAUGCAGAAGAGAUUAAUAAAAAGGAGGAAGAAGAGGAUGAGGGAGAAGAGGAUGAAGAAACUGACUCUAAACACAAAGAUGAGUUAUGAACUCAAACAGGAACUUCUGAAAAGGAACCCUGUCCAUCAUGAUCCAUUGGCGCAAGGCUGAAGACGGGGCUUUUUUGGCCUUUCCGUUAAUGACUGACGCUUCUCCCCCAAAACAAAUGGGUAGCUAUUGUUUUGUUUACAUGACAAGGGAAGGGGCAAAAACUAAGGACAUCAAUUAUUUGUUUCCAUGUGAUAUUGAUAAACUAUGGGAGUUCAGAUUUGUUAAGGUUGACGAUUUCUUGUUAGAUUUGAGACCACUUUUUUUUUUAAGCAGUGACAUGCCAGUAAUUGUUUUCAGAGAUGAGAUUCAAAAUGUUGUAAACGUCACUUUCAAAAACAAUGUUCUUCUGCUAACUACAUGAAGUAUAUUGACCGUCUAAAAUUUCCUGACAAUGUUUACCUCAAAAUGCAUUUUGUUUGUCUGAUUUAAUCUGACACAUUUUUUUGAGUCUGUGCUACCCGAUGUCUGGUAAGUGUUUGUACCCCAAACGUGUGUAUGUAUGUAUAUGUGUGUGUGUAUAUAUAUAUGUAUGUAUGUGUAUAUAUAUAUAUCUCACCUGUUUUGGAUAUGGUGUGAAAGUCUACUGAUUUAUUAUUUUCAGCACUCAUGGGGUCACUCUGUGUAUUGGGUAGGCAGAGUUUUCACUAACUACUCAAGCUACCUUAAAUCAAAUGCCUCUAUUUUCUAAAUUGAAAAUAACAAAGAUGAUCAGACUGCAUAUGUACAGCUGUUAAGAUAUUCUAAAGCAGUAAGCAGGAGGGUCUGAUGCCUGUCCAUUGAUAUGUUCUUCUUGGGGGAAAUGUUGAGUUUUUUUUAAAUAUUGUAAUUGUUUUUCCCUCUGUUUUUUAAUGCCAAUGUUUCUGCACUAAAUACUUGUCCCAAUGCUGAUUGGCAGUUGACCCUGUUGUGAAACAUUUUAUACUAUGUAUGGGGAGGCUGUUUUAAUUUUAUUGUGGAAGAAAGAAGUUCUGAGAGAUUAUUCUCCAAUAAUGAAACAUAAAGGAAGUGACUCAA